CCUUCAACUUCUCUCUCUGCUCGACAGCUACUCCACUCUCGAGUCCGAUUCACCAACCCACAGAAGAGAGAGAGAGAGAGAGAGAGUUUUUCAACUUUCCAGUGACUGAGCUCGUCGCAAACACCGUCGCGAACUGAACUGCCGUUGCGCAGCGAUGGCGAAUUUAACUUUGACCGGUAUAUUGGAAAAGAUGACGGGCAAGGAUAAAGAUUUUAGAUAUAUGGCAACAUCUGAUCUCUUAAACGAAUUAAAUAGAGAUAAUUUUAAGGCAGAUGCUGAUUUAGAGGUUAAAUUAUCCAAUAUCAUUAUUCAGCAGCUUGAUGAUGUUGCUGGCGAUGUCUCUGGCUUGGCUGUCAAAUGUCUUGCCCCAUUAGUGAAGAAAAUCAGUGAUGCACGAGUGGUGGAUAUGACCAAUAAACUGUGUGAGAAACUGCUGAACGGGAAAGAUCAGCAUCGCGACAUUGCGAGCAUAGCUUUGAAGACUAUCGUUGCUGAAGUUGCUACUCAGACUCUUGCACAGUCUAUUCUAUCUUCUAUUUUGCCGCAAUUGAUUCAUGGAAUUACUGCCCCUGUCACAAGCACGGAAAUAAAAUGUGAAUGUCUUGAUAUUUUAUGUGAUAUCCUCCAUAAAUUUGGAAGUCUCAUGGCAAGCGAACAUGAGCAGCUCUUAGGUGCACUCCUGUCCCAGUUGAGUUCUAAUCAAGCUAGUGUGAGAAAGAAAACCGUUUCAUGUAUAGCAUCUCUUGCUUCAAGCUUGUCUGACGAUCUGCUGGCAAAGGCGACAGUUGAAGUGGUUCAGAACUUGAGAAAUAAAGGUGCAAAAUCAGAAAUGUGUCGCACAAACAUUCAGAUGAUUGGAGCUUUAAGUCGCGCUGUGGGUUAUCGUUUUGGACCCCAUCUUUCUGACACUGUCCCUGUUUUGAUCAAUUACUGUACAAGUGCUUCAGAGAAUGAUGAGGAACUUCGUGAGUACAGCUUGCAGGCACUAGAAAGUUUUCUCCUUAGAUGCCCCAGGGAUAUCUCUUCCUACUGUGAUGAGAUUCUUCAUCUUACUCUGGAGUAUUUAAGUUAUGACCCAAACUUCACGGAUAACAUGGAGGAGGAUACUGAUGACGAGAGUCUUGAAGAGGAGGAAGAGGAUGAAAGUGCAAAUGAAUAUACAGAUGAUGAAGAUGUCAGCUGGAAAGUUAGAAGAGCAGCUGCUAAAUGCUUAGCGGCAUUAAUCGUGUCUCGUCCGGAGAUGCUUGCGAAAUUGUAUGAGGAGGCUUGCCCAAAAUUGAUUGAGAGAUUCAAAGAGAGGGAGGAAAAUGUCAAGAUGGAUGUAUUUAAUACAUUUAUUGAACUGUUGCGUCAAACUGGGAAUGUUACAAAAGGGCAGAUUGACAUUAAUGAAUUAAGUCCAAGAUGGUUGCUGAAGCAAGAAGUGCCAAAGAUCAUCAAGUCUAUAAAUAGGCAACUACGUGAGAAGUCUAUUAAGACUAAGGUUGGUGCCUUUUCUGUUUUGAAAGAACUUGUUGUCGUCUUGCCAGAUUGCCUGACAGACCACAUUGGAUCCCUCAUCCCAGGAAUUGAAAAGGCAUUAAAUGACAAAACUUCUACCUCAAAUUUGAAAAUAGAAGCUCUUAUCUUUACAAGAUUGGUAUUGGCUUCACAUUCUCCAUCUGUUUUCCAUCCUUAUGUAAAGGCUCUUUCUAGUCCUGUUUUAUCUGCUGUGGGUGAGCGUUAUUACAAAGUCACAGCUGAGGCAUUGAGAGUUUGUGGGGAACUCGUUCGUGUUGUUCGCCCUAACAUUGAAGGGACUGGUUUUGAUUUUAAGCCUUACGUUCGUCCAAUUUAUAAUGCCAUAAUGUCACGCUUGACAAAUCAAGAUCAAGAUCAGGAGGUCAAGGAGUGUGCUAUCACUUGCAUGGGACUUGUUGUCUCAACCUUUGGCGAUAAUCUCAAAGCAGAAUUACCCGCCUGUCUCCCUGUACUUGUUGAUCGCAUGGGGAAUGAGAUAACCAGACUAACAGCUGUAAAGGCAUUUGCUGUCAUUGCUGCUUCGCCGCUGCAAAUUGAUCUCUCUUGUGUUUUGGAGCAAGUAAUAACUGAAUUGACUGCAUUCUUAAGAAAGGCAAACCGGCCCUUAAGGCAGGCCACGCUGGGGACCCUUAAUUCCCUAAUUGUUGCUUAUGGUGAUAAAAUUGGUUCAUCUGCUUAUGAAGUUAUUAUUAUCGAACUUUCCACUUUGAUAAGUGAUUCAGACUUGCACAUGACGGCUCUUGCCUUGGAACUCUGCUGCACCUUGAUGUCAGAUAAGAGAUCAAGUUCAGUUAUUGGGUUGGCUGUUAGAAACAAAGUUCUUCCUCAAGCACUAACAUUAAUCAAAAGCUCAUUGCUCCAGGGGCAAGCUUUAUCGGCUUUGCAAAACUUCUUUGCUGCUUUGGUCUAUUCAGAAAACACAAGUUUUGAUGCCCUGCUAGAUUCUCUUCUUUCAAGUGCUAAACCAUCUCCCCAGGCGGGUGGUGUUGCAAAACAAGCUUUGUACUCGAUAGCACAAUGUGUGGCUGUUCUUUGUCUUGCUGCGGGUGAUCAGAAGUAUGCAUCUACAGUGAAAAUGCUUACUGAAAUCCUCAAAGUUGACAGCAGUACCAAUUCAGCCAAGCAGCAUCUUGCAUUGCUAUGUCUUGGGGAGAUUGGGAGGAGGAAAGAUCUAAGCUCUCAUCCCCAUAUUGAGAAUAUUGUUAUCGAGUCAUUCCAAUCACCUUUUGAAGAGAUAAAGUCUGCAGCUUCCUAUGCUCUUGGCAAUAUUGCUGUUGGUAAUCUAUCCAAGUAUCUGCCUUUUAUCUUGGAUCAGAUUGAUAAUCAGCAGAAGAAACAGUAUCUAUUGCUUCAUUCUUUGAAGGAGGUCAUAGUAAGGCAGUCUGUAGAUAAAGCAGAAUUUCAGGAUUCUAGUGUUGAGAAGAUCCUUAAAUUACUUUUUAAUCACUGUGAAAGUGAGGAAGAGGGUGUUCGCAAUGUAGUAGCUGAGUGUCUGGGUAAAAUUGCGCUUAUUGAACCUGCAAAGCUUGUUCCUGCACUGAAGGUACGAACAACCAGUCCAGCUGCAUUCACUCGGGCUACAGUUGUUAUUGCAGUGAAAUAUUCAGUGGUGGAGCGGCCAGAGAAGAUAGAUGAAAUUAUAUACCCUGAGAUCUCAUCAUUCCUGAUGCUUAUUAAGGAUGAUGAUCGGCAUGUAAGGCGUGCAGCUGUAUUGGCGUUGAGUACAUUUGCUCACAACAAGCCAAACCUUAUUAAGGGGCUUCUUCCAGAAUUGUUACCACUUCUUUAUGAUCAAACAAUCGUCAAGCAAGAAUUGAUAAGGACAGUUGAUCUUGGUCCAUUUAAGCACGUUGUGGAUGAUGGCCUUGAGUUAAGGAAGGCUGCUUUUGAGUGUGUGGACACAUUGCUAGACAGUUGUCUUGAUCAAGUGAACCCCUCAUCUUUUAUUGUUCCUUACCUUAGAUCCGGUCUCGAUGAUCACUAUGAUGUUAAAAUGCCUUGCCAUCUUAUCCUCUCCAAACUUUCAGAAAAAUGUCCGUCUGCAGUACUGGCCGUUCUCGACUCAUUGGUGGACCCUCUCCUGAAAACAAUUAAUUUCAAGCCAAAGCCAGAUGCUGUCAAGCAAGAAGUAGAUCGUAAUGAAGACAUGAUUCGCAGCGCCCUUAGAGCUAUUGCCUCCUUAAAUCGUAUUAGUGGUGGAGAUUGCAGCCUAAAGUUCAAGAAUCUAAUGCAUGAAAUAUCCAAGUCUCCAGCGCUUUGGGACAAGUACUAUUCCAUCCGAAAUGAAUGACGGAUUGGCCUUGUUUGCGUCCAAAGUUUGCUUGCGAAAAUUGAGAAAAUUGAUCAAUCAUCCAAUAGCCACAUUUUUUUUUUUUUGGGUUUAAAGAACCAAAAAUGAAGCAAGCUUGUGGCCUCAUUUAUGCAUGUGUAAAGCGGCUUAAGAGUUUAUAUGAGAAACUUAUAGAAUAGGCGAGACGCAUCACCAUUUUCUUAUAUCCUAGGAAAUACCAGUUUAUUUAUGAUUUUUCUUGUAUAGUUUUGAAAAUAUCAAUCCGCCAUAAAUAUGUCCAUUGUUAGCCGUAUCCCAAACUCAAUUUAUGGGUUUGCAUUUGUGGCUGAGAUAGACUUGAACAAAAUGUCGUUUUUGGAGACAUUUCGUGUGGAUCAUAAUAGUUUUUUUUUUUUUUUUUUUUUGAACGUAUGCCCAUAGCCAUCAUCUUCACAUAACAAAUAUUGAGAGCCUGUAUGUUUUAUAUAUUUAAAUUUGAAUGUUAGA
Messenger RNA from Morus notabilis, 4297 nucleotides. Its product is annotated as cullin-associated NEDD8-dissociated protein 1. The record is from RefSeq and is a predicted model, not a curated record. The coding region runs from base 155 to 3811 and encodes 1218 amino acids. Gene Ontology annotation, biological process: SCF complex assembly; protein ubiquitination. NCBI's taxonomy places the organism in Eukaryota, Viridiplantae, Streptophyta, Magnoliopsida, Rosales, Moraceae. Gene Ontology annotation, cellular component: nucleus. The transcript is spliced from 29 exons.